CUGAUCAAACCAACCUGCCCUAGUAACGCGCGCUACAAGAGGCUCGCGCUUGAUGGCGCGCGCGUGACCGCACUGUUCCUCACAGCUGUGGCCGUGUGUGUGAGUGUGUGUGAGCGCGCAGAGAGAGAGAGAGAGAGAGAGAGAGAGCAGCAGCGCUCCGUCGGUGUGUCUCGAGCGCUUCUCCGUACACUAGUAUGAACACAUGCGGGCCAAGUUGACUCUGCGCGUCGACGCCUGCGUUGCGUACCAGAGGAAGCCAUGGACGAGUCGUCUCUGCUGGAUCUGCUGGAGUGCUCUGUGUGUCUGGAGCGGCUGGACACCAGUGCUAAAGUGUUGCCCUGUCAGCACACCUUCUGCCGCCGCUGCCUGGAGAACAUCGUGAGCUCCAGACACGAGCUGCGCUGCCCGGAGUGCCGCAUCCUGGUGGACUGCGCGGUGGACGAGCUGCCUGCGAACAUCCUGCUGGUGCGGCUCCUGGACGGGAUGAAACAGCGCCCGAGGAGCGGAGGAGGGAGAGCGGCGCUGACGGGCUGCGCGGCCGGGGAGGCGGCUUCUUCUCCGGGGACAGCGCUGCGGGAUCUGCCCGUCGCCACGCGGAGCUCCCCGGUCAAGAACGUUCCUCAGCUGCCGUGUGGUCAAGCGCUCUACAGCUACGAGGGCAAAGAAGCGGGCGACCUGAAGUUCAGUAAAGGUGACAUCAUCAUCCUGCGACGGAAGGUGGACGAGAACUGGUUCCACGGUGAGCUGAACGGCAGCCACGGCUUCCUCCCGGCGAGCUACAUCCAGUGCAUCCGCCCGCUGUCCCAGACACCGCCGCAGGGGAAGGCUCUCUACGACUUCCAGGUCACAGACAAAGACCAGGACAAAGACUGCCUGACCUUCAGUAAGGACGAGAUUCUCACCGUCAUACGAAGAGUGGACGAUAACUGGGCAGAAGGCAUGCUGGGAGAUAAAAUCGGGAUUUUUCCCAUCUUAUACGUGGAGUUGAAUGAAUCGGCGAAGCAGCUGAUGGAGAUGGACAAACCUUCCACGGCCCCGGUUCCGAGCGCAGAGCCCACGUCUCCCGCAGCCGUCAGCUGUAACGGGAACGCCGUGCACAGACACGCCGAGGGGAAGAAGAAUGCCAAGAAGCGGCACUCGUUCACGGCACUCAGUGUGACGCAGCGCACGGCGCAGGUGAUGGGGAACAACCGUCACUCGAUGGAGAUCAGCGCACCUGUACUCAUCAGCUCCUCAGACCCCCGCGCCGCUGCUCGCAUCGCAGACUGCCCUCACCUGUCCUCCAGCGCUCCUGCCACACAGGACUCUUCAGUCGCAGUAAAUGCAGCAGCUUCAGUUCCACCGCGUGUCACGUCAACAACCGGAGAGCUGCUCGCCGCGGCUAAAGUCCAGCUGCCUCUCAACAUAUAUCUGGCCAUGUACGCAUACAAACCGCAGAAGGCAGAUGAGAUGGAGCUGCGGAAGGGCGAGAUGUACCGCGUGAUGGAGAAGUGUCAGGACGGAUGGUUCAAAGGCACAUCGCUGCGCUCCGGAGGGUCUGGAGUUUUCCCAGGAAACUACGUCACACCUGUCUCCAGGGCUCCGUUCGCCGUGGGUCAGACGCGCUCGUGUCUCUCUGGAGCUCCUGGAUCUCCGGGCUCCGGCGGUCCGUCCAGUCCGGUCCUGAUGUCGUCUGCGUCUGCGUCCCGCUCCAGUACGCCGCUCAGCAGCCCGUCGUCUCCGCAGCUGCACCUGAAGAACUGUCUGCGCUUGUCCAGCCAGCAGCCGCGCUCCGCCAUACAGCUGUUGAGCAGCAGCCCUGAGCGUCCGACUGCAUCUGUGACUCCGCUGCGAGUGCAGGCCAGUCCAUCCUGCUCGCCCUCGAGACCCCUGUCCAUGACCUCGGCCCCUCAGCCUCACACCUCCUCCUCGGGACGGCCCCUGAGACCCCUGAGCUCCAUCACGCCUCCCAACGCCGGUGCUGCGCUACUGAACACAGCAGAGCUCAGACCCGAGGACAAGAAGCUGGAGAAGAAAGAGAAGAAGAGCAGCGGUCUCCUCAAGCUUCUCUCCGGAGCUGCAGCUAAGAAGAAGUCUCGUUCUCCUCCGUCCAUGUCGCCGACCCACGAGUCGGUGCAGGGGGCCAUGGCUGGGGGUCACGGACGAGCCGGGUCCUGCCCCAUCGAGAGCGAGAUGCACGGAGCCAUGAGCAUGGAGCCGCUGCAGAGGAAGAGCGGCUCGCUGGACCUCAGCUUCUCUGUGUCUCCUCCGGCGAGACAGUCCUGUUCCUCGUCCUCACCACUGGCCGUCCGGCCCGAACCCAAGCCUUUAUCCCGAGAGAGGUACCGUGCUCUCGUCCCAUAUCCGCCACAGAGCGAAGCCGAGAUCGAGCUGAAGGAGGGAGACAUCGUCUUCGUGCACAAGAAGCGAGAGGACGGCUGGUACAAAGGGACGCUUCAGCGCACCGGCCGCACGGGACUCUUCCCCGGCAGCUUCGUGGAGAGCUUCUAGAAGAGCACAAACACCAGCCGACCGUCUCCAUCUCCAGAGGAAUCUCCUGAUGAAGACGAGCAUCUCUACUGCCAUCAGAUCCCGCAGAGAAGCUGCUCCUUCAGU
This is a messenger RNA of Carassius carassius (crucian carp), 2595 nucleotides long. Its product is annotated as E3 ubiquitin-protein ligase SH3RF3-like. Lineage: Eukaryota; Metazoa; Chordata; Actinopteri; Cypriniformes; Cyprinidae. Gene Ontology annotation, molecular function: metal ion binding; protein binding. The record is from RefSeq and is a predicted model, not a curated record. Bases 259 to 2490 code for a protein of 743 amino acids. The transcript has 10 exons.